AUGGGUAACAACAUUGCUGAGAAUGUGCUAGCCACCGCCGGUACCAUUUUGUGGUGUAUCCAGCUCGUGCCCCAGAUUGUUAGAAACUACCGGGUCAAGGAUUGUGAAGGUUUACCACCACUCAUGAUGUUCCUUUGGGCUGCUUGUGGUGUUCCCUUUUCAAUUUAUUUUUUCGGUAUUGACGGGUCUAUCCCGUUAAGAAUCCAGCCCCAGUUGUUCACCACAUUCUGUGUGGUGGCCUGGGCGCAAACUUUGUACUACCCUCCAAUCCUGAUGAAACUUGGUCGCGUUUUCUUGUACGUUGGGAUAUUUGUAGCCAUUUCCGCCGGUGCAGAAGCCGGGUUCAUUGUAUGGUUGCGUCCACUUUAUCGUCGUGGGACCGAAUGGCCAAUGUUGGUGUUUGGAAUCCUUGCGCUGGUGUUACUUGCCUUGGGACUUAUCCCACCAUAUUUUGAAUUGGCCAAGAGAAAGGGUCGUGUGGUUGGAAUCAACUUUGUAUUCUUGUCGCUCGAUUCCAUGGGUGCUCUUUUGUCCAUGCUCAGUAUCAUUGUGGGUCAAUUUGACAUUAUGAGUAUGGUUUUAUAUGCGAUUGUGUUGGUGUUGGAAAUCGGAAUUGCCACAUCUCAUGGAAUCUGGUGGUUAAGAUUUGGUAGACAUGAAAAAAAUUUGCAAGAAGAAGUGAAAGAUGUAACCAAUCUUCUGUCUGAAGCCCAUGACGAGGAAAAGGAUGAUUUCAGCACUUUCACUUCUGGCCACUCUCAUAGUUCCUCCAGUGAAGAAGUUUGA
This is a messenger RNA of [Candida] anglica, 786 nucleotides long. NCBI's taxonomy places the organism in Eukaryota, Fungi, Ascomycota, Pichiomycetes, Serinales, Debaryomycetaceae. The record is from the annotation of a GenBank genome assembly.